UGCAAAGUUGUAUUCUUAACAUCUCUGACACUGAAAUUAUAGCAUUACAGAGAAGACCGAGCAAAGAAUACAAUCUCAGCUUGAGCUACUGAGCAGCGACAAUGGAGAGAACCAUUUUCUUACUUGUUCUCUUGACAGCUGUAGAGGGGGAUAUUGGAAAACACAUUUUUGUUCAUGAGAGAAUGACAUGGCCUGAAGCUCAGACUUACUGUAGAAAACAUUACACUGAUCUUUCUUAUGUUGGUAGCCAGAGUGAUGUAGACGGGCUCUUACAAGCUGCAGGUGCAAACAGAGUCAGAGGAUGGAUCGGCCUCCACCGAGAUCUUGGAAACAUCACUGGCUGGAAGUGGUCAGGAGGAGGACACAUUACGUUCCAAAACUGGGAGAGAAGAGAACCAAAUAAUCUUAAUAAGAAAGAGACCGCUGUAGUACUCGACACUAAUGGAAAAUGGAUCGAUGUUCCGGAAAUUAAGAACUUUCAUUUUUACUGCAUCAAUAUUACCGCAGUGGAGGAGAAGAAGUCCUGGGAGGGAGCUCUGGAGUACUGCAGAGAGAAUUACACUGACCUCCCCAGCCUGCUCACUGAGACCGAGCUCCUUCUGGCCACUGAAGGGAUCCAGAAAGAUCACAUCUCUGACAGGGUGUGGAUCGGCCUGCGUUACCUGGGGGACCGCUGGCUGUGGGUGAAUGGUGAGCCUCUGGAGUACAAGGCCUGGCCCCAAGGAGGAGAUCGGGACCACCAGUGUCCAAUACGGAAACGCUGUGGAGCUUUAACCAAAGAGGGAGUGUGGGAGAACUGGGACUGUUGGGACAAACUCAACUUCAUCUGCAUCUGAGAGAUUCACAACAUUUUAUCUGGUAAAUUCAUUAAAAUGGCUUGACAUCUAUUACUGACUUGUAUCAGAUGCAAUGUACAGAAUAUGGAAACCAGUAACACUUAUAGUACAUGUAGCUAAUACCAGCAUUGAUUCAAUUGGUAUGUCGAGGGAAGAAUAACAUAAAACACUACGGAAUAAUGUAUAUGGAAAUCUAAACUCUCAUUUUACAUUUGUUUUUUAUACUGGGUCUUUAUUAUCCUUUCUUACUGUCGUGGAAAUGUAUCAUAUAGUCUUGUUAUGUUUUAUCUCUAUAAAGUUGUUUGGCCUUAUAGUCGCUAACCCUGUGUUUUCUCACAGUUGUCAUACACAUGUCUGAUGCCCCUGUGGCUGCUGGCAUUUGAUAGACAGUAGGUGCCACUUUGGCCAUAUUAUCAGGCAAUUAGCAGAUGGAUGUUGACUGUUAUAAUUAACAUGUGAGAUGUCUCUGUGCCUUUUGUUCCCAUUUGGUAGACUGAAAUGUGUAUUGCCUGAUCCUCCCAAUGCAAUUCUACUGUAUGACUUGUGUUUCUUGUUACUCAUGGUCAGAUACUUGUAACACGUGGCUGCAGGUUAUCUGUCCUUUCAGCUGAAAUUGAUUUAAUUCUGUUAAACACUUCUGACUCUUCAUUAAAUAACAUCAAAGCUCUAACUUCUAUAUUUUUUCACUUAUUACCAGAAGGUGAUUCAUUUUUUAAUUGCCACCACAUUUACUUUCUCAUGUAUUUGACUGGUACCUGUACAUUGGCACUACUUGCCAGGUUAAGAGUUUGUUGACCUUGUUUCAUCAUUAAAAUGUGUAUAGGCCUACAUUGUCAGGCUUUUACAUACACCAUGGAUCCUCUUCUAAGACAAUGAUAACCAUUUGGAAAAUUAAAGUUGUGUUGUUUUGAAUAAGAAGUUAAAGUGCCAGAUGACAUGUUCCGUAACUCAACAAGAAAUUAACUUGUUCAACCUUUGACCUUUCCUGCAUGUUAUCAUUGUUCACUAAUUAGUGUGCCUGCUAUGCAAAACACACGGCACACUAAUUGUAUUGACCAUAUUCAUUAUUGUUAUUAUUCAUCUUCUGUGCAGAAUUAUUUGUGAAAUAUAAUAAUACCUAAAAUGUCUGAUUUCUGGGAUGUAAGCAGCAGACCUGUCAUUUGUAUUCUUCUCCAUCAUCCCUUAGCUGGGUUUCCAUAUUAUGAGCAAUUACUCACUCAACACCUUCUCAGACGUUAUUACACAAAUGCCUGUCAACCUUGUUUUCAGUCAAAUACUGGAUGUUUGACUUGUAACAACUUGUGUAAAUUCAGCAUCCUGGAAAAUAUAUAAUUCAUAUGACAUUUAGAUACUUUCAUGAU
Molecule: messenger RNA, 2197 nt
Organism: Cottoperca gobio
Lineage: Eukaryota; Metazoa; Chordata; Actinopteri; Perciformes; Bovichtidae
Product: macrophage mannose receptor 1-like
Exons: 1
Coding region: 102-836 (244 amino acids)
Source: RefSeq, a predicted model, not a curated record